Paramormyrops kingsleyae is the source of this 1948-nucleotide messenger RNA. It is a transcript of the gene gpr151, whose product is annotated as G protein-coupled receptor 151. The record is from RefSeq and is a predicted model, not a curated record. Lineage: Eukaryota; Metazoa; Chordata; Actinopteri; Osteoglossiformes; Mormyridae. Gene Ontology annotation, biological process: G protein-coupled receptor signaling pathway. Gene Ontology annotation, molecular function: G protein-coupled receptor activity. Gene Ontology annotation, cellular component: plasma membrane.
UCAAUCAAACUGUACCUUUAUAAAUGCGCGCACAGAGCCCGUAGUAUCAUCCCGACCGAUAAACCCAUCGCCGAGGGACGGGGCUGCGAGUCGCUGGACUAAAUUCCACAAUAAAUCCUAAGAUUCUAACCUUGAAAUAAUAAUCACCGUUUCUUUUUCUUUCCUUCAUUUGAAGUAUAUUGGAUCUGCAGCUGAUACAAAAUGGAUAAACUGCAAAAUCUUAACUCAAGCAAUGAUAACAGCACCAUUGAUACAGAGUCGUUUACCGAGUGGGAUUCCUAUCAACGGCUGGACUCGCGGGAACUCAAAAUGCUCAUCCCAGUCAUUCUUGGGAUCAUCUGUGUCCUGGGUUUUGCUGGAAACCUCACGGCUAUGGGGGUACUCCUCACCAAUGCCCAUAAGGGCAAACUGUCUCUGAUCAACUCCCUUAUUCUCAACCUCAUGUUUGCCGAUGGUCUAGUGCUGGCUUUUACAGUCCCAUUCAAGGCUGCCACGUUCUCGCGAGCGAGCUGGACGUUGGGCUGGUUCGUGUGCAAGACUUGCGAUUGGUUCCUGCAUUCCUGCAUGGCAGCGAAGAGCUUCACUAUCGCCAUCAUGGCUAAAGCCUGCUACAAGUAUGUGAGCAACCCCCUGAAGCAGGUGAGCAUCCGCUGCAAAACCGUGCUGGUCAUCUUGUUCUUCUCCUGGCUGUUGGCUUGUGUGAUCGCAGUCCCCCAAUGGCUAUUUGCAGUGCUUCAGAAAGAUGGUGACAGAAUGGUCUGCAUCCAAGUCGUGCCACCCAACACUCUGAGGUUCAUGUCUGUGUACAUCAAGGCGUACCCCCUGGUCACCUUCUGCGGUCCCAUCAGCUUUGCCCUGCUCUACUUCUGGAGGGCGUAUGGUAGCAGUCAGCGGCAUGGCAGCAAGACCCAGAACCUCAGGACACAAAUACGCUCCAGGAAACUGACACUCAUGCUCUUCAGCCUGACGGUCACCACGGCAACCAUGUGGCUGCCACAGUGGGUGUCCUGGGUGUGGAGGCACCACGUUACAGAAACCGCGGCCCCGUCGCCGCCCCUCGUCUUCACGCUCUCCUCCCAGCUGCUGAUGUUUUCCAUCUCCCUCAUUAACCCGAUGAUCGUCCUCUCCCUGUCCGAGGAGUUCCGCGAGAGCUAUAAAGGACUGUGGCGACGGCUGACUCUCCGGAAACACCCGCCCAAGCCCAAGCAGGGACCGCACACACCUACGGCUCAGAAGUGCCCCUGUCCCAGACCCGAAACUGCCGCAGGACAAGCGCUUCCCCGCAAGUCCGGCCCAGCAGAGACCAAGCCGGACCAGGAUGCGGAGCACAGCUGCACGGACGCCGAGAGUCCAGCCAACAAGGAUGGCAUCGUCUUGCCAGACGUGGAGCAGUUCUGGCAAGAGCGCGAGACCAACUCGCUGACUGAUGUGAACGACCCGGUGCCCUGGGAGCACCAGGACCCAACAGAAGUCAAAAAAUAAAAUGCGCAGAAUCGCUGCAGGCAACUGCAACACCGGCCAGGGUUUAUCACACUCAAACAAAGGCAGCGAGUACAACAGAGUGACCUCGUAGAGCUGGGCUUUACCAAAAGACACACACACGCAGGUAUUGCUAGAGUAGCUUUGGAUUUGUUCUUGAGAUGUAAUUUGUUGACUUUUAGCUGUGAUUUGGUGUGUGAUUUUAAAUACAUUUAUGUAUAAAAACUUGACAAAACCAACCCAUUCAACAAAGCUUAAGAAUCUCUUUCAAAUGAAUCCUUUGCUACACCCAGCAUCGCAGUGGACCUGCCAAUUCCAGGCAGGAUAUAAAACCUACUGCAGAUAUUACACAUACAGCUGCUUAUCCAGUGUUACAAACCAUUGUAAAUAAUCAUUUACAUUAUUAUAUAUGAUAUAUAUAUAGCACCUGCUCCCAAGAAUGUUGUAGGAAUUAUUUUGGAGGGGGAGG